This is a messenger RNA of Rotaria sordida, 1857 nucleotides long. The record is from the annotation of a GenBank genome assembly. NCBI's taxonomy places the organism in Eukaryota, Metazoa, Rotifera, Eurotatoria, Philodinida, Philodinidae.
AUGGAAAAUCCGCUUAACACUCCAACAAGUGAUAUAGACAAACAAAUACUACUCCAAAAAUUAAAAGUAGACGAAGAAAAAGAAAAAUCAAAACAAGAAGAAGAAAAAUUAAAACAAAAACAAAUAGAUGAAAAUAUCGAAAAAAUAAAAUUAAAACAAAUCCAAGAACAAAAAGAAAUAUUAAAACUUGAACUCAAGAGAAAAAACCAAGAAGAAGGUAUUCAAGCACGAAAGCUAUUCAUGACAGAUGGUGAACAAAUGAUAUCUAUAUCAAGUGAUCGCUUGAGUUCAGAAUUAACUGAUUUGGAUUAUUACAACACAUUUGUAGUAAAGACUUUAACUUCUUUCGAUAUUAAAUCUUUAUUAAAUAAUGAAAAAAAUAUUGAUGAUAAUAUGGUCAAGAUUUUUCAUAACUAUUUUUAUCAACUCAAGUUAUAUAGUAAUAUGUCAGAAAAUGAAAUUCAACUUACAAUGAAUAAUUUAAUGGAUAAAUUAUUUAAUACAUUUAAAAAUUUAACAUCAUUACAAUAUUUAAACACAUCUCAAUUGAAAUAUCUAAAACAGAUAGUACGUUCUGAUUGUACUUAUAUAUAUAAAAAUAUUAAUAUUAAUAAUAAGGGUGAAUAUGCAUCUUUACAAGAUUUUGUUAUUUGUCUUGGUGAACUAAAAUCAUCAAGUGAGGGUAUUGAUUCAUUCGAUCAUAUUGGACAAUUAUGUCGUUAUUUGGCUCAUAUACUAGAUGUGCAAAAUCGUCAAAAAAUCUAUGGUUUUAUAACAAAUCUUCGAUAUAUAAGAUUUUAUUGUGUUCAAAAACAAACAAUACAGCCUUACUAUAAAUAUGGGCAAAGUGAUAUAUUCGAAAUGUUGCAUAUUUCAUCUGAAUUAACAUCGACUGUUAAGAAAAAAAAAUCAAACAACCGAUCAAAAUUAUAUUUUAAUAAUGAUACAUAUCUUAAUAAAGAUACAAUAGAAAUAUUUAUGAAAUUUUUAACAAUGAAUCCUGACUUUUAUCAAUAUACAAUGUUAAAUAUAAAUCCUAAUGAUGAUUUAUAUGGUGAUGAAUUUCAUAUAAAACAAAGAUUAGGAAUAGGUGUUACUUCAGUUGCCUAUCGAUUAGUUAAUCAAGAUGAUAAUCAACGAGCUACUAAUCGAAUAUCUCGUGUAAUGAAAAUUUCUAAAUCUAUGAGCUAUGAAAGAAUUUUUAUGAACGAAAUUAAAAUAUUAGAACAAUUAAAAGAAUUGACAAAUUCAAAUGAAUCUAAAUUUUUUUCAAAUAUUAUAAAAUGGUCACCUCAAGGUAAAUUCAUAUUAUUUAAAGAUCCAUUGAAAGCUUUAACAUCAAUAAAUUUACAACAAGCAAAACAACUUAUUAGCAUCAUUGAACAUUUAUAUAAAUGUGGUAUCAUUCAUCGAGAUAUACGUCCAAACAACAUUAUGUUCGAUGAAACAUGUAAUCAUUUAAAAUUGAUUGAUUUCGGUUUCGCUACAACAUUGGAAAAUAAUGAAAAUACAAAAGAAUUAGGAAUUGAAGGUGUUGUUUUAUAUGCUGGUCUUGAAUUUCUGAAACUUUAUUCAGAGGUAGUAGUACUUAAUGCGGAAAUGAUUCAUACAUAUAAAUAUGAAAGAACGUUUGAUCUAACGUGUGCAUUAAAUGUUAUCAUGUUUAUGAAGAAUAAAGAGAUUGCAAAAAAAUUCAACUUAUGGAAAUCUUCUUCGCUUAAAUUAAGAGUUGCUGCAUCACUUGAAUUUUGGUCUGAUCUAAAACAGAAGAAUAAAAAUUAUAAUGAUUUAUUAAAUUUAAUCGACAAUUUAUCAGAUUUUAAAAUUAUCAAGGAUGGUAUUGAAGUACUGUUCUAA